Molecule: messenger RNA, 8312 nt
Organism: Pocillopora meandrina
Lineage: Eukaryota; Metazoa; Cnidaria; Anthozoa; Scleractinia; Pocilloporidae
Source: the annotation of a GenBank genome assembly
CGAAAGGAUCCGUAAAGUCGCGGUUGUUGGACCUGCAAAAGGAAUCUUCGUCCAUCUCAUCCAUUGUUUCCAGUUUUCUUAUAUUACAUACAUAGAAUUAUAAAAUACAGAUACAUUUACACCGAAAGCCGACUAUUUUUUACUAAAUCGGCCCAAGGAAGACAGUUUUGUUCAACUUUAUCGUACCGUCAGCAAUGGCAGCAACUAAAACGGAAGCAGUGCCAUCCGCUAUGCGAAAUGCAAGCACGUAAGUAACACAAUAACAAACUACGGUUCUUAAUUUUUAGAAACUGUGACCCGCCGUCUAAUUCUAUUUUCUCUGUUUGUUUGUUUUUUCUGUUUCAAGGGAAGGACUUGAGUCAUGGAAGUCUAAAUUGAAAACGCCAGCGAAGGAUAGGCGCAUACAGACCACAGUAAGUUUUACCUGCUUGUAUAUUAUUCGAACUAACUUGUUUCUGAUUUCUUUCUUCGUGACUGAAUUGGUGGACUCAAGGAACUUAUUCAGAAAGCGUUCUUUUGUAGCUUUCACUUUUCAGCCGUAAAUUUCCGUACAUCGUCAACCUUUCCUCGCGAAUAAGGAAGUCAUCGUUAAUGAUCACCACUGUGCUGGAUGAUUCAGUCAUAUAGUCAUUCAGUUAAGUUAUGGUACGGGUCUCCUCAUAAUCACCACCCUAUGUUUUAUAGUUUCGUGGAAGAGAAACCAUUUUUAACUCAACUGAGCUCAAAACAGACAUCAAUGUCAGGUCUGCCAGUUUCAUUACUUGUAAAAGAAAUCCCUUUUGUCUAACCACACUGAUUUGAGUUCCUUGCUUAUAAUUCAAACUUCUAGAGUGUUCUUACCACCUGUUUCAUCUUAUUUGACUAGCUAAACUCUCCAAAUGUUAUAUCUGCACCAUAGUUAGUGGUAGUAAAAGUUGACGAAAGCAUCCUCUCACAUAAUAGCUGCUGUAUCUCAGUUCAUGAGUGUUACUUGGGUUCAAGAAUGUUUUGCCCAGAAGGGGGAUGGGGGAUGGGGGAUGGUGGAUGGUGAUAUGUCUGGAAUGGAUCGGCAUUAACCCUGUCUAUCAUGUGGUAGCUUGAACACACCCAGUUCGCUUGUAUUACUGACAUCAGUGUUAAAAAUAUUAAAUAGCAAGUGCAGAAAUAUGUUGGGUUGCCACAUGCCCAGAUAGUACAGCAGUGUUAACCUCUAUACUGUCUUGAAAGUUAUACAGACGACUGCAGUUCUAACAUGUUAUGAUCUGAAUAAAAUAGGAUGUAACAGCAACUAAAGGAAAUGAUUUUGAAGACUACCUGCUCAAAAGAGAAUUACUCAUGGGAAUCUUUGAGAAAGGUUUUGAAAAGCCUUCACCUAUUCAAGAAGAGAGUAUCCCAAUGGCUCUCACAGGAAAACACAUAUUGGCCAGAGCUAAAAAUGGUACUGGAAAAACUGCUGCCUACCUGAUACCUCUUCUAGAAAAGUGUGAUGUGGAUAAAUCACAUAUUCAAGGUUAGUCUUCCAUACACUGUGUUGUUAUUCUUAAAGGAUAAAAGUUCAUAGUAAGACUUCUGCAGCCUGUAGAAGGCUUUUUUACAAAUGAAAAUCGGCAACCUAGUGUAUAUGGGAAAACUGUUGGGCCCAGGAAACAAAAUGAAGGUAGCAAAGAGAGCCUAGUAGUCUGGACAUACAGCUCACUCCACCUACUGACCCAUCCAUUUCUUUACUUUGUUUUCUUCUCUUAUUUAGGGCUUGUGUUGGUGCCAACCCGUGAACUGGCCCUACAAACAUCUCAGAUCUGUAAAGAGCUUGGCAAACACCUUGGAGUACAAGUCAUGGCUACUACAGGCGGCACAAGUCUUAAAGAUGACAUAAUGAGACUAUAUAAUGAUGGUAUGUUUAUAGUAAAAUGCUCGAGGUAAUGUGAAGGAAUAUUUCUUGUCUAAUGUUCUGCUCUAGGAUGGUCCUCAACAAAGAGUUGUUUAUUCUUAUCUUUGGUACUAGAUUCUGCCUGAACAGCAGUGCAGGAAUGAAAUUUAAAGAGAAUUAUGCUCCAAAAGUCACUUAAUUUUCCACUCUAACCAUUUUAUAACCAUUUGAUAUCUUUAAAUGUACAAAAAACUCAACUAUAGGCAAUUGAAUUUUGAAAAUAUCACUGACCAUUGUGUAUAAUGCAAACUUGCACAAAGAUGUAGAUGAUAGGUAAAAAUGAAGGACUGCUGAAGUUUCUACCCUUGGAAUCAUCACCGGCAAAGCAGUAUGCAAUGCAGUUUAAUAGCAACAGUGUUCAACUUCAUAAUGGUAUAUUGGUUUUUUUCCCCACAGUUCAUCUCAUUGUUGCCACACCAGGUCGGAUACUGGACUUGAUGAAAAAAGGGGUGGCUAAGAUGGACAAUUGCCAAAUGCUUAUCAUGGAUGAAGUAAGUGCUUGGAAGAUAAUUUUGUUACAUAGGAGUGUUGCACCAUAAAUCAUACUUUUUUAUUUUGUUUGUCCUCUCUACCUAGGCUGACAAGCUUCUAUCCAUGGACUUCAAAGGGAUGUUAGAAGACAUAAUUGCUUUCCUUCCACCCAGCAGGCAGAUUCUUCUUUAUUCAGCCACUUUUCCAUUGUCAGUAAAGGAAUUCAAGGUCAGUGGCAGUAUGUCUUCAAGAAUAAUUACUUCUCUAAUUUAAUUUAAUUUAAUUUUAAGAUACAAUACUUCUUUGUGUGGUAAAUAACAUAAUAUGUAUUCAGGACUCUUUGUGUUGUACAGCAGCCUUGGACAGUGUUAACUUGUUAAUUUCUCAUUUAAUAAGUGUUAUUAUUAUAAGACUGGCAUAUCUAAUGAGAGGAUUCCUUGAGACUAAAGAACUUCCUUCUUAGAUGAGAAAUCAAACAGCAGUAAAUUACCAACUUGACUGGAAAAAAUUUUCAGCUUGUAUGUUGAUGGUAUCUUUGGUUUGAAUCUUGUCUUAUUUCCUUCUAUUAUGUGUGCUGGCUAAUAGAAACUGUUACUUUUAUUUUCUAGUAAGUUCAUUUAAUGUUUGUAUUUGUUUGGUUGAGCUGAUGGUCUUGUGGAAGUGGUGUGUAACAGGCCCAAAGAGCAUGUGCUUAUUGACUAAGUGGGCUUGCUGUUAAUGAUAACGGGGGCUUUUUUGUACUUACCAUGUAUUUUGUUGUGAUUCAAAUUGGCAGGAUAAACAUUUGGAUAAACCCUAUGAAAUAAACCUUAUGGACGAGCUGACCUUGAAAGGCAUCACACAGGUAAUCAUUAUGUGCAGAUGUGUGUCAGUUUUUAUCCCUUUUCCCUCCCUAUAUACCAUUUUUAAAAUCAUUUUUAAUAUCUUCAUUGGUUUUUUAGCCUGACACGUCACCACUCUCAAUCAUAUGUGACACUGUGUGUGCUGUUAGUGUGUUAUGGAACAGGGCUUCUUUGUUUGAAGUCAGUCCCCAAGAAAAAUUAUUGCGGCUGUUUUUUUGUUUCAGUAUUAUGUUUUCCUGGAGGAGAAACAGAAAGUACAUUGCCUGAAUACUUUGUUUUCAAAGGUACAUUUCCUUUCUUAAUCUGCUGAAGUGUCACAUGUUUAAUUUGCAGAAGUUUCAUUUUCCAUGAAACAAAAAAUUAAAAAAAAAGUAUUUACGUGUUGGUCUUGGGAAAAAAAAAAAACUUUCAAUUUUACUUUGAUAACAGUUGUGCUACCAAAGAAGUGGAGAAGCAUGCGCCAAAACAACCAUUAAAUUACAGGAUUCAGACAAUGAAUUCUAAGGAAAGUCACUUCAAUCAAACAGUGCUUAAAUAGAAAUUCAAUCAACCAGAGUGUAAAUUAUAUGGUGUGCUGUGUUCUCCAGAUGGAGCAGUGGUAUUUGGCAUUUUUGUAAGCUACUGGUUUCUGAAACACCAGCUAAUGGACAGGAACUUAAAGUUAUUUCAGUUUUAAAAUUUCAAUUUUGUUCUUCCCAGCUUCAAGUGAACCAGUCAAUUAUCUUUUGCAACUCAGUCAACCGCGUUGAAUUGUUGGCCAAAAAGAUAACAGAGCUCAAGUAUUCCUGUUACUAUAUUCAUGCAAAAAUGGAGCAGAGUCACCGCAACAAGGUGUUCCAUGACUUCCGCCAAGGAGAGACAAGGACUCUAGUGUCUUCAGGUAGUGGUUUGACUACAGGCCUGGAGCCUCGCAAACAGAUAAACUCAUUGUCAUAUGCUAUGGUUGGAAGGGGAUCUUUUGAACCCUUUAAUUCCCAGAAGUGAUUAAUAUAAAACUUCUCCCUACAAUAUCCAUACAUUCUUCAGUAAACAGGUAAUGAGAAUAUUCAAACUUAUCAGUUGAAGCUGCUAUCUUGAUCUAGCACCAAGUUCUCAUAACUAAUUUACAAGGAAAUGUGUAGCAGCUACAGGGGAGAAUUAACAAUCAGAUCUUGGGAGUUAAAGGGUUGAGAACUGUUAUAUAGAUGAAUAAGUGUCAUUAGGGGUGACCAAUAAUUUUUUUGACAAGUUGUUCUAAUAGAUGAAUGAUUUCUGGGUAAGAGAGAUAACAACAGUCCAACAUAUUUCAAUUUGUUACAUUAUGUUGUAUGUAAAUCUGUUUUCUCACUUAUGUGAGGUGAUGUGGAUCUAUGUUUUGCAGUCAAGUCACCCGAGAGUCAUGUUGCUCAAAACCUGAGUCAUGAGUCAUGUUUAAAAAUUUCUUAAUGUUAUUGCCUAUUAACAGUCUGAAAUUUAGAUCUUUUUAGUAUUUGUUUCUUCAGGCAACUUGACUUUUUUUUGGGGGGGUGACAUAACUAAAAUUUCGGGCAACAUGACUUAGGUUUCAGGCAACAUGACUUUGGGUGAGAUGACUCUUGGGUGACUUGACCAGUUACUGGAUCCAUCUACAGAAUACUAAUAUUAGGUAGAGAUCAUUCUGUUAAAUGAUGUUCAUCUCCUUAUGUAGAUUUGUUCACACGUGGGAUUGAUGUUCAGUCUGUCAAUGUGGUCAUCAACUUCGACUUUCCCAAAAACUCUGAGACCUAUCUGCAUCGCAUUGGCCGUUCAGGUCGUUUUGGGCACCUUGGUCUUGCCAUAAACCUUGUCACUUACGAGGAUAGGUUUGAUUUGUUCAAGACUGAACAGGAGCUUGGGACUAACAUAAUACCAUUUCCCAAAAAAGUUGACAAGAAACUUUAUGUGGCUGAAUUUCAGCAACAAGAAGAAGAAGAUGACUAAUUACACCAAAACUCCUGGUAGGAAAACAUGCAACAACUUUACACAUCUUAAAAGUUGGGAGCUAUCUUUAAGAGAAUUUCAAAACAACCUCUAGUUUAAUUGUUUACCACUCCAUGCAAGCAAAACUUCUAUAUUUAAGUACCUUAAACAAACAUUUACAAAUAAAGUAAUUGAAACAAAGUUUCCAUGCAUUCCUCUAGCAAUAGUAUUUCCUCUGAACAUAAAGAGUACCAUGUCUAGAGGAAACUAAUUGUGAUUUUUGCCCCUACACUUUGUUUCAAACACUUCACAAUUUUUGUAGAAUGUUUUCAUGGUUAUAAAUCAGUUUGUUGCCUGGCAUUUUGGAAACAGUCAUGAUUAGUACUGUGUAAGACAAAACACAAUGAGCUACUAAGAAAUCAGCAAAUUUUCAAUCUUUUUUUGGAACAGUUAGAAUCAGCCCUACUCAAAUUUUGAUAAUAUUAAAAUAAUCCAAGAGAGAUUUAGAGCACAUAAAAUUUAUUAUCAUGACAGCAUUAUGAACAAGGGUACAUGUGAGAACUUUCUCUAAACUAGAUUUUGUUUUUGUCCUCAGUAAAGGAAAUAAUGCUGUUUUGGAAGAGGACAGUUAAAUUUUUUAUAUGUAUUUUUUUGCCCUUCCCUUCCCUUUCCCUUUAUGAUAGUAGCUGACUACAUUCAACUAAUUCGUAAAAAUGUUGUGGCAAGUUUUCCCAGCAGACCUGGAAGAGAGUUAAAAGUCUUCCACAAGAAAAUUGUCCUGGUGAAUCUUUUAGUUCCACUUAACUAAAACAUUGAGUAUUUAUGUCUUUCUGAUAUUCAGAAGGACAAGAGUUGAUAUCUUAUGUUAAUUGUAUUUAUGUUGUGUGUCACUUUAAGUUCAUUCACUUCCAUCCCACUACACCAGCUAAAAAGGUGAAAACUUGUUUGAGAGGCAGUAAAUAAAUUCUUCCUUUUUAUUCUUGAACUGUAUUACUGUGUUGCAAAAACAGUUAUUGUUUUACAAGUUUAAAAAAAUCUAUUAGGAAGAGCUCAGGGUUAAGGAAGAAAUGAACAAAUUCUGUCACUUCUCAUCUGACUAUUAAGGUCCAUUUAACAGCAAGUUAAAUUAGCAUUUUUGUUGUUUGACACAACUUAACCCAUGGGAGAGUAUGAAAACAUUUCUGGAUUAAGUUUAAAGGGGACUUGUUUCUUAGCUGCUGUUGGGAUGGAAGUGAAUGACUAAAAAUGUUUUUGUGCAGUUUGUGUAGUAAAAAUUCCUAACUCCAACUGAAGUGCUCCAAGUAUGUGAAUGAAACAAUGUUUGAUAGAGAUGGUUAUUUGAAAUUGUAGUCUUUGGGUUAGAAAUUAGAUGGUAAAGUUUUUUUGCUGCCCAUCCUUUAAGUAUAGAGGCCUUAAGACAUUACCUUGUGUAGUUACAUGAAAUAAGCUUAACUGUGCAGCUAAGUGCUGGUAGCAAGGAGUUGUGGUACACUAUUCAAGGGAUUAAAUGAUCAAAUUGCAUUUGGUGAGCCUCUUUUAGUGGCUCUUUCCAUUGGAUUAGGGUGCCAUGGAAUUCUGCCAAGGGUAGAGUAGAGAUAAUGUGUAGAAAAGAGGAGUUGAAUGGGCAUGGCUGAUGAUGAAGAUAUUGUUCUUUGGUCUGAAUUAGUUGGAGCUUUUGAUUAAGUGUCUUAGUUAAGUGGGAAAUUAUUUAUUUGUAAUUAAUGUGUACAUAUGUAUAUAGUGCAAAUUCUAAUUAUGUAGGAAGAUUUAUUUUCAGGACAGAGUUUGAUGGGAAAGUUUGGAACUUGUAAUGGAGAGAUAAGAACCUUGAGAAAAGUCAACCCAAGUUCACAAAUAUUUUGAGUACAAGAGUUUCCCUUGUUAAAUUGUUGGUACUCUUUUAGUUUGUCUCCACUGUGCUCUGUGAUUUGGGUGAGAAAUUGCACUACCAUCUUAGCUAAUCACAUGUUACACUUCAUGGGUCCAUUACAUUUUCCAGUGUUAAGGUCAGUUUGUUUCUUGUGGUAUUGAAAGUCAAUGUACCAUUUGCUUUGUUUGGCUGUUGUAAUUCUGUUAGGUUAGUUUUAUGACUCUUGGUAACAAGUAUCCCUAAUAAGUGAUUAGUUUGUUAAUGUGCAGUGGUGUAGUUUGCUAUUUCAUGCCCACUUUACAGAGUUAACAAGAUUUCCAUUAUGAUUAAGAUUUUUGUUAAUGAAUAAAUGGGGGACAGUUGAAACUGAAGUUCCAAAAACUGUGCUCUAAAGUUUUUGUGGAAUUGAGGCACUGUCUGUUAUUCUUAUUAAUGCAGUAAAACUGCAAUUCUGAAAAAUGUUUUUCCUUAAGACAGCCUACUCUUUCCCCAUGGAAACUUUGUAGAAUUGAAGUUAAUUGAGUAGGUAGGAAUGGCUAACUUUGUGUUUGUAUUGACAGCUGGACAGUGUGUAGAAUAAGAUUAUACAUAUAGCCAGGGUCAUAAUGUGAUGAAUCGCAAAGGAACAAUAUUUGUGCACACCCUUUACUCCUUUCAUAAAAACGGUAAUUUCAUUACAGCUAAAGAAGAAGAGUUAGAAGAGACUCUUGGCUCAAUUAUAGCAGCAGGAUUAGUUACCUGUUUAAUGAAAGAGGACUGGCCAUUUUAACAAGACAUUGUCACACCUAUCUAGUAGAAUAAUUACUGAGGCAUAACUAAUAAAUAUGGGAAGAGGUAGCGUAAUGGAAAUAAGGAAAAUUAAAAGCUGUUCUACAGAAGUUGUCUUGCAAAGUGGGAGAAGUUAUCCAUCAGGCUUAAAUGGCCAUUAACAAACCCAAGAAGUAGAACUGUGCAGUACACAACAAGGGUUAUGAGCAUUGCCUUGCAAUGUGUACUUAAGUAUAAAGAUAACAAUGUUCAUUAGUAUUAAUGUAUAUUUGUACAAGUCAUCUUAUUGGAACCAGGUGUAGUGGAUUAAUGACAUGGCUGGUAGAAAUGUACAGUGAUACUUUAAUUUCAAAUAUCUGAGAUGAGAAGGUUUAUUAUCCAACUUCUUUGCUAAACAAAAACAAAGAAACAAAAAAGCAGUUGUGUUGUGCCAAAUAUUAAAACUGCUGGUUUUUUUCUUUUUUUUUAAUGGCAAGAGACAUUUUUAGCCUAUUUUUGUUAUUAUUUCUGACUUAUUAAUUUACUGAGUUCCUCAUGA